AUGUCUGGACUCAAGGCCGGCGACUCGUUCCCCGACGGCGUCAAGUUCUCCUACGUCAAGCCGUCCGGCGACGACAUUACUUCCUGCGGCGUCCCCGGGCCUCUGGACGCCAGCACGGAGUUCAAGGGCAAAAAAGUCGUGCUGGUCUCGGUGCCCGGCGCCUUCACGCCCACCUGCCAGGCGUCCCACCUGCCCUCGUACGUGGCCAAGCGCGACGAGCUCCGGGCCAAGGGCGUCGAGCAAGUCGUCGUGAUUGCCUACAACGACGCCUGGGUCAUGUCCGCCUGGGGCAAGGCCAACGGCCUCCGGGACGACUUCAUCCUCUUUGCCUCGGACGACGCGGGCUUCAGCAAGUCGAUUGGCUGGGACAUGGGGGAGCGCACCGCGCGCUAUGCCGUCGUCGUCGACCACGGCAAGGUGGUGUACGCGGCCAAGGAGGCAGGCAAGGGCAUCGAAGUGUCGGGCGCCGAGGCCGUCCUGGCCAGCCUGUGA
Ustilaginoidea virens is the source of this 492-nucleotide messenger RNA. RefSeq lists its product as uncharacterized. NCBI's taxonomy places the organism in Eukaryota, Fungi, Ascomycota, Sordariomycetes, Hypocreales, Clavicipitaceae. Bases 1 to 492 code for a protein of 163 amino acids. The transcript is spliced from 2 exons. Gene Ontology annotation, molecular function: thioredoxin peroxidase activity. Gene Ontology annotation, cellular component: cytoplasm; mitochondrion; peroxisome. The record is from RefSeq and is a predicted model, not a curated record. Gene Ontology annotation, biological process: cellular response to oxidative stress; hydrogen peroxide catabolic process; cell redox homeostasis.